CUAGAAGGUGUGGGAGGCACACACUGUGGGCACUGUUGGAGACACAGACUAAUCGUCUCUGUCGUAUUUUCAACAGGUGUGAGGCCAACGUGACAAUCGCCUCUCAGACAAACAAGCCCAUCCCAGAAUGCACCAUUAAGAACCGCCCCAGUCUGAUGGUGGAGAAAAUUAACCUGUUUUCCAUGUUUGGGACGGGUAUCGCCAUGAGCACCUGGGUCUGGACCAAAGCCACCAUCCUCAUCUGGAAACGCACCUGGUGCAAGAUCAUCGGUCGUAGCGAUAAUGAACCGAAGAGGAUAAAGAAAAGCAAGAUGAUCGCCAAGGCAUUCGCGAUGAGGAAGGAGCUCCACAAAGAUCCAGAGAAAGAGCUGUCCUUCAGCAUGCACACCGUGUCCCACGAAGGACCAGUGGCCGGAAUCAAUUUUGACCUAAACGAGCCAUCAAAUGACAUGUCGUCAGCUUGGGCACAGCAUGUGACAAAGAUGGUGGCCAGGCGAGGUGCCAUCCUCCCACAGGACAUUUCUGUUACUCCCACUGGUACACCAGUGCCCCCUCCAGAGGAGAGGAACCGCCUGUGGAUGGUGGAGGCCGAAAUUUCACCAGAAAUGAUAAAGAGGAAAAAGAAGAAGAAGAAGAAGAGGAAGAAGGAGGUGCGUCCGGUUGAGGAGAUGGUGGACCACCAGGUUUAUCGCCAGCGUGAGUUUGGUCGCAGCUCAGUGCCCCGUCUGCCCAAACUGCCUCCUCAUCCAAGCCUGGUUGCCAAUCUGCAGGAACAGCAGAGACAACAACAGAAGAUUGAGGAGGAAGUUCUGCCUGGGUCUUACCCAGACUUCCAACCUUCGCGCCGUCUGUCAUGCGAGGAGAAGUGUCCCUACCUGCAGUACCAGACCAGCCAGAAUGGCUAUGGCCACAGCAUGCUGUCUGACCCCCUGACCUUCAGAGAUCGUCCAGAGGAUCUGGGUCUUUGUCCGCGUUACCCUCCCUCCAAUUGGCAGCCUAGUGCGUCUUCACGCUACCCUGGAAAUAUGGAUAUCACUGAUGGAAUAUCAGAAAGAAUGGCCCACGUGGCUCGGGUACCAGCAGGCCGGAGGGCUGGUUACGGACCCAUCCACUCCAGGACCAAUUUAAUGGAGGCGGAGCUUAUGGACGCUGACUCUGACUUCUAAAAUCAUA
Messenger RNA from Pundamilia nyererei, 1173 nucleotides. RefSeq names its product smoothened homolog. The transcript is spliced from 4 exons. Gene Ontology annotation, cellular component: membrane. NCBI's taxonomy places the organism in Eukaryota, Metazoa, Chordata, Actinopteri, Cichliformes, Cichlidae. The annotation marks the transcript as partial. Gene Ontology annotation, biological process: cell surface receptor signaling pathway. The record is from RefSeq and is a predicted model, not a curated record.